Molecule: messenger RNA, 2410 nt
Organism: Paramecium sonneborni
Lineage: Eukaryota; Ciliophora; Oligohymenophorea; Peniculida; Parameciidae
Source: the annotation of a GenBank genome assembly
AUGGAUUAGGAUUAAAAUCUCUUAACUUUAGUUGUUUAAAUAGUUUACAUAAAUAAUGAAAGACAUCUUAAUUGUGCUUAUCUAGAUUUAGAUAAAAGAAUGAUUGAAGUUUGUGAAUUUUAAGAUAAUGAACAUUUUAGUGUGUUUGAAUGUCUAGUUCUUUAAGUUAAUCCAAGUAAUGAGUUUUAUAAUAGUUUAAGCUGGGCAAGAUGCUAAAUUAACUGUUUUGAUUUAAAUGCCUGAAUUAGAGAGUGAAAAUAGAAAAGUGCGGGAUAUUUUAGAUUAAUGUGAAUUUGAAGUUAUUGAAAAAAAUAAAAAAGAUUUUUCGGAAAUUAAUAUUUCCAAUCUAAAUAAAGUUUUAAAAAAUAACUUUAACACUUAUAGAGUGGAGGAAUAGAUAUGCACUUAAUGUAUAUAAUGUUUAAUAGAACAUACACGUCUUUAUAAAGAUGAUACAAAUAUAUAAAAAUUUAAUAUAGGAUUAUUAAAUUUAAAUAAAUUUAUGAGAUUAGAUUUAGCGGCAAUCAAUGCAUUGAUGAUAUUUCCAAAACAAGGAAUUAAAUAAUUUGAUAAUGGAAAUAAUGCUAGCACUUUAGUUGAUUAUUUAGAUAGAUGUAUUACUUAAAUGGGAAAAAGAUGUUUGAGAAGAUGGAUUAAAAUGCCAUUAUAAUCAAUUUAAGAAAUAAAUUAAAGAUUAAAUAUAGUUGAAUUUUUAUAUUAAAACACUUCCUUUAGAGCAUUCUUAAAUGAAGACUUUUUGAAGAGAAUUCCAGAUCUAGAUAAAUUAUAUGCUAAAUUCUAUAAGGUUGCUAGUGAUAAGAGAAAUAAUGCUAAUCUAAGUGAUUGUGUUAAAGUUUAUUAAUUAAUCCAAAAAAUCAAAGAUAUAAUAAAAAAAGUAAAUCAAGAAUUGAAUCAAAGUUAAAAUCCUAUUUUAUAAGAUAUAUUUUUAAUACCUUUUGAAGAGAACUUAAGUGAUUUUGAAAGAUUAGAGGAAAUGAUUGAAAAAUCUAUUGAUCUAAGCAAAGCUUACACUGGUGAAUUUAUAGUAAAUCCUAGGUUUUCUGAAAAAUUAAUGUAAUUAAGUAAAAAUAUUACAUAAUGUAUGAAUGAUAUUGAAAAUGUUCGUUUAGAUACUGAAGCUGAAUUAGGAAUCACUGUUACUUUGAUAGAAUCUGGAACAUACACCUAUAUAUUUGAAGCUAAAAAACAAAGCGCUGAUGAAGCAUUUAGAAAAAACCCUAAAAAAUAUAAGACUAUUUCUGUUAAGAAUAGAGCAUUAACCUUUACAGUUGAAAAACUAUAAUCUGCUGUUGCUGAUUAUGUUAAUUAUAGAGAUUUAUAUUAAGAAGUUCAAUAGGAGAAAGUUUAAGAAAUAUUAAAAAUAGUUUGUUCUUAUUAUCCUGUAAUGGAAUAAGCAUCUAGAUUGAUUUCAGAAAUAGAUGUUUUGUCAUCAUUUGCAUCUGUAGCUAGAAAUGCUCCAAGAGCUUUUGUUAGACCAAUUUUCAUAGAAAAAAAAGAAAUUUUAUUAAAAGAAUCAAGACAUCCGUUAUUAGAAGCAAUAGAUUCAACAUGUAUAGUAAAUGAUUUAGAAAUGGAUAGAAAAUCAUCAAGAUUACAUAUAAUUACAGGACCUAACAUGGGUGGAAAAUCAACUUAUAUUCGUUAAAUAGCAAUAUGUGUGUUAUUGGCACAUAUAGGUUGUUUUGUACCAUGUAGUACUGCUGUUUUACCUAUUAUAGAUGCUAUAAUAACUAGAGUAGGAGCAAGUGAUGUAUAAACAAAAGGUAUUAGUACUUUUAUGAGUGAAAUGCUUGAAGCAAGUUGUAUGUUAAAAACAGCAAAACCAGAUUCUUUAAUUAUUAUUGAUGAAUUAGGUAGAGGAACAUCUACUUCUGAAGGAUUUGGUAUAGCUUGGGCUAUAGCUGAACAUAUUGCUAAAUAAAUAUAAUCAUAUUGUUUAUUCGCUACUCAUUUUCAUGAAAUGACUUUAAUGGAACAUGAAAUUCCAGGAGUUAAAAAUUAUUAUGUAAGUUGUGUUACAGAAGAUGAUAAAAUUACUAUGUAAUAUAAAGUUAGAUAUGGAGCUGUUGAUAGAAGUUAUGGUUUAUUAGUUGCUGAAAUGUUAAAGUUUCCAAAAGAAGUUAUUGAUGAUGCUAAAUAAAAAGCGUUAGAAUUAGAAACUUUCGAACAUAAUCUAGAAUCUAAUUUUAUUGAUGAAGAAGUUCCUAUUUUUAAUAAUAUUGAUGAUGAAUUAUAAUACAAAAUUAGAAAUAGCACACUUUAAUAAAAAGAGAAAGUUAUAAAGGAGGCUGAAAAAUGGAAGAAUGAAUUAAAAAAUGAAAAGAACUCUUAAAAAAAAAAAGAAAUUAUAGAAAAAAGAAAACAAAUUAUACUUAAAUUAUUAAAAUGA